GCAUGGUAAACCCUGAGCUAGUCACGGGGACCAUGAGCUUCCCACACGCUCCUCCGACUGAAAUCAAUCCAAAUCGCCCACGCGUCCCAUCAUCGACGGCUAGAAAUCUCUUCUUCCACUUGGCAGAUUUGAUAAGCUUAUAUGCCAUUCUUCAACCUUCCUCCAAUUACGCCAUUGUUACUGUCCUGAAAAGCCUCCAUUUCCAUUCUCUUUCUCCAACUCUCUCCACAAUGCCUCUGAUCACAUCUUCUCCUUCUUCUUCUUGUUCUAUAACCUCACAGACAACCAGCUUCGGCCUCUGUUUCUCACCUUCCAUUAUCAGCGCUCUCAAGAACUCGGGUGGUUCUGGUCCAUCCUCUGUGCGAGUUUCGAAGAGAAACAAUGCGGCUGUUCAUGGUGGUUCGAUGAGUUUCGCCUCUACCAACGCUCAUAGUCGAUCAAUUGUGGACGUAGUGUUCGAGCCCUUCGAAGAAGUCAAGAAGGAGCUCCUUCUUGUCCCAACUUAUCCCCAUGAUUCUCUUGCUCGCCAGAAGUACACAGACCAGUGCGAGAAAGCCAUCAAUGACCAAAUCAACGUGGAAUACACAGUCUCCUAUGUGUACCAUGCCAUGUAUGCUUACUUCAGCAGAGACAACGUUGCUCUCAACGGCAUUGCCAAGUUUUUUAAGGAUUCAAGUGACGAAGAAAGACAACAUGCAGAAAAACUGAUGGAGUACCAGAAUAAACGAGGAGGAAAAGUUAAACUAAAGUCCAUGCUACUGCCCUGGUCCGAGUUUGACAAUGAAGAAAAGGGUGAUGCAUUGCAUGCAAUGGAGCUUGCGCUGGCUCUGGAAAAGCUUAACAAUGAAAAACUUCUGAAUUUACACACUUUAGCCGAAGAAAACAAAGAUGCGCAUAUGGCAGAUUUUAUUGAAAGUGAGUUUUUGACUGAGCAGGUUGAAUCAAUAAAGAAAAUAUCAGAGUAUGUAGCUCAGCUGAGAAGGGUGGGCAAGGGACAUGGUGUUUGGCACUUUGAUAAGGUGCUUCUCGAUGCUGGUGUUGCUUGAUGAAAAUGUAAAAACAACAUUCUUGGUAUUCUUAAGUUCACCUUUUCUUUGUUCACUCUUUCUAGUAUUUGUUCCCUUGCAGUGGCUUAACAUUUUUAGGUCUAUAUUUUUCAGAGGAAUCUUUAUUAGUUCAUAAUUGCUCGAGCUUGACUACGAAAUUUUGUUGCUAUAAAAGUUGAGGAGUGACUACUUUCAUGAGGUUCAAUUAAUUUAUUUUUCUUGACUUGUGAUUUCA
Messenger RNA from Ziziphus jujuba (common jujube), 1281 nucleotides. Its product is annotated as ferritin-4, chloroplastic. The transcript is spliced from 8 exons. The coding region runs from base 3 to 1046 and encodes 347 amino acids. Gene Ontology annotation, molecular function: ferrous iron binding; ferric iron binding. Lineage: Eukaryota; Viridiplantae; Streptophyta; Magnoliopsida; Rosales; Rhamnaceae. Gene Ontology annotation, cellular component: cytoplasm. Gene Ontology annotation, biological process: intracellular iron ion homeostasis; iron ion transport. The record is from RefSeq and is a predicted model, not a curated record.